AAGACCUGGCCUGGCCAUGCUGUGUCUAUGGACAGUUCCACAGUAAUGAAUCAGUGCAUCUUCAGAGGGAUGGAAGAAAACAAAGAAAGGCCUAGGCGGAUUCUGCAAAACAGCUUCCCUAUGUUCCCCUCCCCUAGAGCCUGGAAUUUCAGAGGGCGAAAACGCAAGCAGAGCACCCAAGAUGAGGAUGCCGUUAGCCUUUGCAGUCUCGACAUAAGCGAGCCUAGUAAUAAACGGGUCAAACCCCUUUCCAGAGUCACAUCGCUAGCAAACCUCAUCCCACCCGUGAAGGCCACACCGUUAAAACGCUUCAGCCAAACCCUGCAGCGUUCCAUUAGCUUCCGCAGUGAGAGCCGUCCUGACAUCCUCACCCCCCGACCCUGGUCCAGAAAUGCCGCCCCCUCAAGCACGAAGCGGAGAGAUAGCAAGCUGUGGAGUGAGACCUUCGAUGUGUGCGUCAAUCAGAUGCUUCCGUCCAAGGAAAUCAAACGUCAGGAGGCAAUCUUUGAGCUUUCCCAAGGAGAAGAAGACUUGAUAGAGGACUUGAAAUUGGCAAAAAAGGCCUAUCACGACCCCAUGCUGAAACUCUCCAUAAUGACAGAGCAAGAGUUGAAUCAAAUUUUCGGAACACUGGACUCUCUCAUUCCUCUACAUGAAGAGCUCCUUAGUCAGCUUCGAGACGCUCGGAAGCCUGAUGGCUCCACUGAACAUGUUGGUCCCAUCCUCGUGGGCUGGCUGCCUUGUCUCAGCUCCUACGACAGUUACUGCAGCAAUCAAGUAGCCGCCAAGGCUCUGCUGGACCACAAAAAACAAGAUCACCGAGUCCAGGAUUUCCUGCAACGAUGUUUAGAAUCCCCCUUUAGCCGCAAACUGGAUCUCUGGAAUUUUCUUGAUAUUCCAAGAAGCCGUCUAGUGAAAUACCCUCUGCUUCUUCGAGAAAUCUUGAGACACACACCAAAUGAUAAUCCAGAUCAGCAGCACCUGGAAGAGGCUAUAAACAUCAUUCAGGGAAUCGUAGCAGAAAUCAACACCAAGACCGGGGAAUCUGAGUGCCGCUAUUAUAAAGAGCGGCUUCUUUACUUGGAAGAAUGCCAGAAAGACUCUCUAAUCGACAGCUCGAGAGUGCUGUGUUGUCAUGGAGAACUGAAGAACAACCGAGGCGUGAAACUUCAUGUUUUCCUGUUCCAAGAAGUGCUUGUGAUCACUCGAGCCGUCACCCACAAUGAGCGGCUCUGCUACCAGUUGUACCGGCAGCCGAUCCCUGUAAAGGACCUCCUACUGGAAGACCUGCAGGAUGGAGAAGUGAGGCUGGGUGGCUCCCUGCGUGGCGCAUUUAGCAACAAUGAGAGAAUUAAAAACUUCUUCAGAGUGAGUUUCAAAAACGGAUCCCAAAGUCAGACCCACUCGCUACAAGCCAACGACACCUUCAACAAACAGCAGUGGCUCAACUGUAUUCGUCAAGCCAAAGAAACAGUGCUGUGUGCUGCCGGGCAGGCUGGGGUGCUGGACUCCGAGGGACCGUUCCUCAAUCCCACCACCGGGAGCAGGGAGCCACAGGGAGAAACAAAACUUGAGCAGAUGGACCAAUCAGACAGUGAGUCAGACUGUAGUAUGGACACGAGUGAGGUCAGCCUAGACUGUGAGCGCAUGGAACAGACAGACUCUUCCUGUGGGAACAGCAGGCACAUUGAAAGCAACGUCUGACAGAAGCGUGUGUACUUCCUGGAAGUAGCCCUUUGUCUUACCUGUACAGUAUUUGCAUUCCACACAUGGAACGGUUUGGAGAAGCACUUUUUAAUAUUUUUGUGACCGUGUUGACCCAGUUUCUUGUAUCUGUACCUUUGUCCUUAGUACUGUAACUGCCAAUCUGUCUGUGUAAGCUGGGAUCUGUGGCAACCGUUACCCUGUAUUGUAUUCCACAAGUGUCUGGAUAGAUGGAGGGGUACUUGAACAAGUUACUUUCAAUUGUCCUGCUGGAUUUUAAAACUAGAAAAGAAUCUCUAAACUACUGUUCCAUGUAGAUUGCUUAAAAGAGUCUUUCCAUGUUUCUACAGUGCUUUUCUAGCCCUUUGACAUGGUAGCUGAAGGCAUGGAGUAUACAGGGCCUUGCAAAAAGGGCAUGAGGAAGUCACUUGUGUAUCAUGAUGGUAUUCGAAGGAAAAUGGGAAAAGAUCAAUCCUUACAGUGAACUUGGUUCAAUGUUAUCCAACCAGAAAGCAUGAAAACAUCCCUGGGGAUCCUGGAUCCUUAAUUUUACAAAGCAAGAAGCACUGUGUGGACCUUGCAAUGUCAUCCAGUGCAUAUUUGAUGCAAUAAUCUAUUAGGACGUGGAAUAGUGUCUGACCUUAAAAGGACCAGCACAAAAGCAGCCGUCAGCUCUGAAUCUUGAACUGAAAUGCAGUUGCACCGGGAGGAGGGAGUGUGUCUCUGUCAAAGUUGUUGGCUUGCCGUAGAGAGCCAUUUCUAGCCUAAAACACCAGAAUAGAACUCGAAAGGUUUGGGAAUAUCUGACAGAAUAAUGAGAAGGCCCAUCUUCGUUUUGUUUCAUCUGCCAAGCCCUACUCAUAUUUUGGAGCAUUGAGCAAGAGACUGCAGGAGAGUCCGUGCCUCUGUUCACAGAAACAUAUGAGAAGAAGAAUUUGGAAGAAGUGCUUCAUCAUGACCUCUUACAGGAAACAUUAAGAGAAAAGCCAGGUCUAGUGCCCUUCUGAGAAAGGCCAGAGCCUUGGGUUUUCCUGUUCCGCUUUUGGGUCAUCACUUUGCCACCUUGGCCCUGUGCUGUGAUCAGAGCCAUAAUUACAUUCUCCAAAGGCCAAUUUUAAUUAACUCUGAUUAAUUAGAAUCAAUUAGCGAAAUUAGUAACCUCUUUGUCCAGCUUUGGCUUACAGUGCAGGGUAGAUUGCAGAUCUUAAAAAAAGCUAACUGAAUACACAGAAAAGCUCCCUGUGAGUGUAAAUAUUAAGGAUGACCUGUGCAAAAUUAUUCCCACACCAGCACUAGUAGUAAUGAUUCUAAAUUAUUGCCAAAAAGUUUUUUUUAAUCUUCUGUGUCUUUCGAGUUUACAGAAAGCAGUAAACGCUGUGUUGUCAUUUUAUGAUGUACAUCUAAUAUGUGCAUUCAAAGAAGCUGUGUGACAAGAUGUAUCAUUAUAAAAACAAGGUAAUAUUACUUAUUUUUCAAAAAUGAAAAAAAAUAUUGUGGUCAAUUAUACCCUGUAAAACAGAUUUCUGUAUUUAUAGAUUUUAAACAUGGUGAAUUUUUUUUUCUAUUACAAGUUUAUUUAAAAUUGCUUUUGUUCUCAAAUUGUUAUUGAUUUAGCAAGUGAAUGAACUGCUGCAGAUAGAAGCAGACAGAAGCUGAGAACCUGUUGCUUGAUGAUGGGAGAAAGAGUGAAUCAUUCUCUGCAGGAGCCCUCGGCCACUUUGGCCAGUGGGUUGAGGCAAGAGGUCUGUUAAGUGCUGGCCUAUGGGAAGAAAGUGAAUGUUUUGAUGAAAUGAAUGUUUUUGUAUAAAGGCCUUAAACUUUUCUGGAAGCAUUUCAAAUAAAUUACAUUAAAAUGUCAUUCUCUCUGUGUAUAGUGUGUGUCCUACAAAUGUCAAAUUUCAGCUAUCUUCCUGGGAGGUUCUCUCUGAAAUGUUUGCUUGUUCUGCCCAAAUACUAACUUUAAAAUAGGGUGCAGGAUAAAAUAAAUGCUCUGAUUUGAUCUAUCAAAA
Molecule: messenger RNA, 3713 nt
Organism: Lynx canadensis (Canada lynx)
Lineage: Eukaryota; Metazoa; Chordata; Mammalia; Carnivora; Felidae
Gene: ARHGEF3
Product: Rho guanine nucleotide exchange factor 3
Exons: 12
Coding region: 28-1704 (558 amino acids)
Biological process (GO): intracellular signal transduction; positive regulation of Rho protein signal transduction
Molecular function (GO): guanyl-nucleotide exchange factor activity
Source: RefSeq, a predicted model, not a curated record